This is a messenger RNA of Penicillium paradoxum, 450 nucleotides long. Its product is annotated as mitochondrial import receptor subunit TOM22. The record is from RefSeq and is a predicted model, not a curated record. Gene Ontology annotation, cellular component: mitochondrial outer membrane. The transcript has 3 exons. Lineage: Eukaryota; Fungi; Ascomycota; Eurotiomycetes; Eurotiales; Aspergillaceae. The coding region runs from base 1 to 450 and encodes 149 amino acids. Gene Ontology annotation, biological process: intracellular protein transport.
AUGGUCAAGCUCACUGAGGUCGAAGACGAGCACUUCUCCGAGAAGCCCGCUACCACCAAGCACGAUGCUCUCCUGGUCUCCGAUGACGAGGAUGACUACUCAGACACCGACUCCGAGAUCUCCGAUGAUGAGGACCUUGAGCUCGAGAGCGAGUCUCUCUACGAGCGUGUCGCCGCUCUGAAAGACAUGAUCCCUCCUUCCGCCCGCCGCAAUGUCUCCAACACCGUCUCUUCCAUCACAAACUUCACCAAGGCCACCUUGUCCUUCGGCGGCAAGACCCUCUGGAUUAUCAGCACCAGUGCCUUCCUGCUCGGUGUGCCAUUCGCGUUGGCCUACGCCGAGGAGGAGCAGUACAUUCAGAUGGAGCGUGAGCAGGGAAUGAUCAAGGGAGCUAACGAGAUGCUUACCCCCGGCUCCGAGCCCGAGAAGGUCGCUCAACCCACUCUGUAA